CGGCCCCGGCGUCCCGCCACCCAAACAACCCCGAGUUGAGAGAAGGUGGCAGUCCGGCCGUGGUGCGCGUGCGCAGGCAGGUUUCCGGGGUUAAGGGUUGCGAGGCGCAGCGGGGCGGCCAGCUGGGCGACUCACGGAGCAGGGCCAGGAUGGACGAGGACGUGCUGACCACCCUCAAGAUCCUCAUCAUCGGCGAGAGUGGCGUGGGCAAGUCGAGCCUGCUCUUGAGGUUCACAGAUGAUACUUUUGAUCCAGAACUUGCAGCAACAAUAGGUGUUGACUUUAAGGUGAAAACAAUCUCAGUGGAUGGAAAUAAGGCAAAACUUGCAAUAUGGGACACUGCUGGUCAAGAGAGGUUCAGAACAUUAACUCCCAGCUAUUACAGAGGUGCACAGGGCGUAAUAUUAGUGUACGAUGUCACAAGGAGAGACACCUUUGUGAAACUGGAUAAUUGGUUAAAUGAAUUGGAAACCUACUGUACGAGAAAUGACAUAGUAAACAUGCUAGUUGGAAAUAAAAUUGAUAAGGAAAAUCGUGAAGUUGAUAGAAAUGAAGGCCUGAAAUUUGCACGGAAACAUUCUAUGUUAUUUAUAGAGGCAAGUGCAAAAACCUGUGAUGGUGUACAGUGUGCCUUUGAGGAACUUGUUGAAAAGAUCAUUCAGACACCAGGACUCUGGGAAAGUGAGAACCAGAAUAAAGGAGUGAAAUUGUCACACAGGGAAGAAGUCCGUGGAGGAGGAGCAUGUGGGGGUUAUUGUUCUGUCUUAUAAACUCUGGGAAAGUCCAUCUCUUGCAUAUUUGAUCAGAUAGUGACAUCUUUCUGUACAUAAAUUCUUUAACUGCUAUUUUAGGGACCUUGCAGUUUGCACAUAUUUGUUAUGUAUCAUGGCAGUAAAUAUUUGCAAGAAAUCCCACUCAUCUGCUUUCCCAGCUAAAAUGUUAUGGUAAGCAUGCAGUUUGCAGUCUGCCGUCUUUUAUGUAACAUAAAAUAGGUGUACCUUUAUUAGUACAUUGGAUUUUAUGAUUUACAUUUAUCAUGUGAUUAAAAAAAAAGCCACCCAUCUAGUAUAUGUUGAUACAAAGCCUACUUUUGGUCUCCUUUUCACUUAAAUAUGCCUAUCAAUUACUGAAUUAAUUGGUAUGUAGAGCUCCUAGAGAACCACUGGGAGAUGACACAGGUAUCAUCAAGCCUGGCAGAGGGUCCCAACAAGCACGACUCCACAGCUCUGCUAGGAUGUCUACUGAGAGAGUCUCCUUUAGUACCUACGCAAAAAUCUCUUUACUGAAUGUAUCCCAGGUCAAUUUAUAAUUAAAUCUCUGUUUGUUCUGAUGAUACUUUUAAAAUAGCAUUGAUAUGUUAAAUAAGUUUGAUCUUACAUUUUUCACUUCAAUAAGUAGCUCAGUUGCUUUAAUUGAAGUUUUAUUUGUGUGAUGUACAUUGGAUUCUUGAGCCUUUGUGCAGCAUUUUUAGUUACGUGGUGUUAGAGUAGCAAUAAGGGUUUCCCCCAUUUUGGUUUCAGAGGGGCACAGAUAGUCUCAUGUAGUACUGACACUUAUCAAGCCAACAUUUUUCCCCUAAAUGGUGGUGUUUGUCUGAGUAGCUCAGCUGUAGCUUGUAUAAUGUAUAUGAAUAUCUGUAUCUUAUGACUUCCAUAAAUGACAAGUUGAUAUUCAAAAACCUAUUUCUGUUUUGAAGUGGUUGGGGGGAAAAAACACUAAAUGACAAUUUGAGAAAGGCAUAUUGCUUCCUGAUUUUGAUGUGUGUGGGAAAAAUAUUAUUGCAAUGAAAUUCUUGGUAAUUUACUGUAACAAGUAGCCAGUAGUUUAUCAAAACCAAAUUGUACAGACUAAUAAAUUUUUUCCACAAUAUUCAAUUUUCUAACCUCUUGAAAUUGUACAUUGUAUAUCUUUUUAACUCAUGUUAUAUAAUUUACUUCAAUCUUUACUUUUUUAAGCUCUCAACUAAGUAAUUUAUCCUUUUAGGCUGGUACCUGUCGUACCCCUCACCAAGAUUUUGAUAAUUUCUGGGCAGUGUGUUCUUUGUUUUUUUGGUUUUUUUUUUUUUGGUUUUUGGGUCACACCCGGCGAUGCACAGGGGUUACUCCUGGCUCAUGCACUCAGGAAUUACUCCUGACGGUGCUCGGGGGACCAUAUGGGAUGCUGGGAUUCGAACCUGGGUCGGCUGCGUGCAAGACAAACGCCCUACCCGCUGUGCUAUUGCUCCAGCCCUGCAGUGUGUUCUUUGUAUACAAUAGCAAACAAUGAGCAUUUUGUGGCCACCCUCUCAAUACACGUGGUAAUGGAUUUAUUUCAACUUUUCUUUCAAAAUUUGUACAUCUUCACAUAAAAAGAAAUCUUCCAUUCUAACUUGGUUUAUGCUUGUUAGACCACUUCACAUAUGAUUGAAGGUUUUGUACACUCUGUAUGUUUUUACUAAAUAUGAAAACAUUUACUACAUUAAUGUUGGAGAAAGGUAGCAAACACAUGUACUCAGAGUUUGUUCGUCUUACAUUAAAACUUUAGAUUUGUAUCUGUGUAGUGUGUAUUGAUGACAUUUCUUUUUGCUCCUUGGCUAGGUUUUUUUUUUUCUUUUUCAUCUUUCAUUUGUGUUUGUUCUCUUGAUUUGGUCCAAGUUUGAAUAAAUACUGAACUUUUAAAAACUUAUUUUGAUAGAUUUAUAUUGUAACCUUUUAUAGUUUUUGAAUAAAUAUAUCCUGGUUUCCCUAGA
Messenger RNA from Sorex araneus (European shrew), 2728 nucleotides. It is a transcript of the gene RAB18, whose product is annotated as RAB18, member RAS oncogene family. Lineage: Eukaryota; Metazoa; Chordata; Mammalia; Eulipotyphla; Soricidae. Gene Ontology annotation, molecular function: GTP binding; GTPase activity. Bases 150 to 770 code for a protein of 206 amino acids. The transcript has 7 exons. The record is from RefSeq and is a predicted model, not a curated record.